Cryptococcus wingfieldii CBS 7118 is the source of this 315-nucleotide messenger RNA. RefSeq lists its product as hypothetical. The transcript has 3 exons. Bases 1 to 315 code for a protein of 104 amino acids. The record is from RefSeq and is a predicted model, not a curated record. NCBI's taxonomy places the organism in Eukaryota, Fungi, Basidiomycota, Tremellomycetes, Tremellales, Cryptococcaceae.
AUGUCCAGCGUACCCUACUCUCGUCCCAGAACCGGCGCUGAUAUUGCUCGCGAAUCGAUGUCUCACCCGGCCAACGCCUCUCUUGGCUACAACAACCUCUCCUUUCCCACACCUGCAAACUCCUCCCUCGCCUACAUGUCUGCUCACAAACCGCACGAUGUUUACGACUUCCAGGGGCAAGGUGGGAUGGGCAUGAACCCUAUGAUGGGUAUGAAUCCCAUGAUGUCGAUGUACAACCCGAUGAUGAUGGGUGGCAUGGGCGGUAUGGGUGGUAUGGGUUACGGGAUGGGGGGGAUGAUGAACCCCAUGGUCUGA